Mugil cephalus (flathead mullet) is the source of this 2881-nucleotide messenger RNA. Its product is annotated as myosin light chain kinase, smooth muscle-like. Gene Ontology annotation, biological process: protein phosphorylation. The record is from RefSeq and is a predicted model, not a curated record. The transcript is spliced from 16 exons. Lineage: Eukaryota; Metazoa; Chordata; Actinopteri; Mugiliformes; Mugilidae. The coding region runs from base 156 to 2570 and encodes 804 amino acids. Gene Ontology annotation, molecular function: ATP binding; protein kinase activity; protein binding.
UUUGCUACAUGUUGUUUGUCACCUCUGCAGAGCGAGGGAGCAGGGAAAGCCGUCCUACUGGCUCUGCUUGAUUCCUGCAGGGACUCACCCAGCUGCGCUUUUAACCGGGAACAGAUAUUUGAACGAAAUAAGAUGUCGAACAGGAGCUGACAGCGAUGAGAGGAGACAGGAUGGACAAAGAUGGAGGGAAGCCAAAGACCUUUGUCUCCACCUUCCGGCUGGCCCUAAAGCCCGAGGCUAAGCCGAAACAGAACGGACUCGGUGUAACUAACAGGACGUUUACAGGGAACAACAAACUAAGAUUCUUAUCUUCAGCAGAUGCCAAACAGACACAAGUUCAGAUCCCGGAGGUGCCUUGCAUCAAAGAGCCAUUCAGGGGCCGUGGAGCCAGAGCAGGAGCCGGAGCCGGACGUGAUGCUUCUUGUGGAGGUGUUAUCGGAGCAGCUCAACCCCCCAGCGUUUCCUGCAAACACAAUGCAGAAGCAAAGGAAAUUCCCAGAAGGAGCCAGCGCGAGCUGCACGGAGACGUCGCGGUCAAAGCUGUGUCACGGGAAAACAAUGAAUUGUCCUCAAAGCCCGGGGGGGAAACCCGACACAGAGAAGACGAGGACAGAGGGCCUCCUGUGGAGUUCCUGGACCCACCGGAGCAGGUGGAGGUUCGAGUGGGUGAACAGGCCAAGCUGGUUUGUGAGUUCAAGAGCUGCUCCGUCCCCGUGGCCUCCUGCUGGAUUUACAACAAAGACAAGCCGGUAGCAGCAGGUCCACGGAUCUCGGUCAGGAGCUCGGAGACGCAGAGCAGCGUGAAGAUUUGCGAGGCCGCCCCAGAAGACAAGGGCUCGUACACCGUUGUCGUACGAAACAGAGCUGGAUCAGCCCAGCACACGAUCUCCCUCAGUGUUAUAGACCGUCCCGAGCCUCCAGCGUCCCAGCCCGUCGUUUCCAAGCUGUCCUCCCAGUCCCUGGUCCUCUCCUGGACGGGUCCCAGCUACGACGGAGGCACGGCCGUGUUGGGUUACAUCGUAGAGGUCCGUCAAGAAGGCCCAGACCGUCCUACCGGCUGGACUGAAUUGAUAACCCGCUGCAAGAACACGUCCUACCACGUCCGCUCGGGCCUGGAGCCUCAGGGCCAGUACCGGUUCCGCGUCAGGGCGUACAACUCGGCAGGGACCAGCGAGCCGAGCAGGGAGUCCGACUGCGUCAAGAUGGCAACUGGAAAGGAAAAGAAAGAAGAGCCGGAGUCGUACGUCACCGUGACCAUUGACACCAAACAUAAAGUCAAGGACCACUACACCGUGCACGAGAAGCUGGGAGUAGGAAAAUUCGGCCAGGUGUUCCGGCUGACCCACAGGGAGACGGGCGAGGUGUGCGCAGGGAAGUUCUACCGAGCCCGGACCUCCAAGGAGAAGACGGCGGCUCGCAAGGAGAUCGAGAUCAUGAACAAGCUUCACCACCCGAAACUGGUCCAGAGCCUGGCUGCCUACGACACCCGGUCAGAGUUGGUCAUGGUCAUGGAGUACAUCGCAGGCGGGGAGCUCUUCGAACGCAUCGUGGACGAGAGCUUCGAGCACACGGAGCCCACCAGCGCCCGCUACAUGCAGCAGCUCCUGGAGGGCAUGCAGUACGUCCACAAGCAGAACAUCGUCCACCUGGACCUCAAACCGGAGAACAUCGUGUGCGUGGACACGACCGGCACGCGGAUCAAGAUCAUCGACUUCGGCUUGGCCAGUGAGCUGGAGGAGGGUAAACCUCUCAUGGUGAUGCACGGCACGCCGGAGUUCGUGGCCCCCGAGGUGAUCAACUAUGAGCCCGUGGGUCUGGAGACGGACAUGUGGAGCAUCGGAGUUAUCUGCUUCAUUUUGCUCAGUGGAGAAUCCCCUUUCCAGGGAAACAGCGAUGCCGAGACUCUGAGUCUUGUGACUGCCGCCCGCUUCGAGUUUGACGAAGAGAGUUUCGAGGACAUCUCGGAUCAAGCUAAAGCCUUCAUCAGCUCCCUGCUGAAGAAAGACCGGAGGGGGAGGUUGUCUUGCAUCGAGGCCCUUGCCCACCCCUGGAUGGCCUCUUUUACCCCUCUAAACCGCAGACCCACCAAGUCCCUCAAGAAGGAGAAGAUGAGGCGCUUUCUGGCCAAGCGCAAGUGGAAGAAAACUGGCAAGGCUGUUCUGGCCCUGCAGCGGAUGGCUAACCUCUCCAGCAGGCCAGAGUCUCCUGGCAGCUCCUCAGAGGAGCCAGGCUGGAGCCAGAAGGCAGAGGAGGCCAUCCAGUCCCUGGACAAGCAGCUCCAGAUGGAGCCUCGCUUCCAGCGGGCCCUGAGGGACACCACUCUCCCGAAAGGAGCCACCGCUCAGCUGACAUGCCUCAUCAGCGGUUACCCGCAGCCACAGGUGAAGUGGCUUCAGAACGAGAAGCCGAUGUCCGCGUCGCGCCGAGUGACCGUGGAGCAGCGUGAAGACGGCCUCUGUUCUCUGGUUGUGGCUGAUUUGCAGCCUUCGGACUCUGGGGUUUACGUGUGCAGAGCCAGAAACAAGCUGGGGGAGGCGAUGUGCUCCGCCAAACUCACGGUGAAGCCGUAGGGGAAGAAAAUGGACCCACCGUAACGAUUGUUCCUGCUUCUGAAAAGGGGCCAAUUUGAAUUCCUCACGUCGGUUCGUGGAUGGACAAUCAUUCACAUGGUUUCAAGGUGGCAAUGGUGUGUUUUUUAUAAGAGAAACCGUGAAGUUCGGACUACACAGAACACAGCGGGUUCGCCAUCAGUUUGUAGUGCACUUAAUGAAUAUGUAAAGCGUUUAGCAUGUUGGUGCACGAGGUGACGCGUCACGUGAAAACUUAAUGUUUUGCACAUUUUAUAUAUUUUUUCAAUGCAAAAAUAAAGGCUGAAUUUAAA